Drosophila suzukii is the source of this 2168-nucleotide messenger RNA. Its product is annotated as CWF19-like protein 2 homolog. The record is from RefSeq and is a predicted model, not a curated record. Gene Ontology annotation, biological process: mRNA splicing, via spliceosome. Gene Ontology annotation, cellular component: post-mRNA release spliceosomal complex. NCBI's taxonomy places the organism in Eukaryota, Metazoa, Arthropoda, Insecta, Diptera, Drosophilidae.
ACCUCUAUUAACAAUGUAAACAAGAGCAAACAGAUCCAAAGAUGAGCUACAUACAAUUCGAAAGUGGCAGGGAGAAGGACAAGGCGCGGCAGGAGCUGCGGGAGGCCCGCGCCGAGAUGCUCCAGCAGGCCAAGGAUCGGGCGGAGCUCCGUGGCCAGCGGGAACGGCAGAAGGAGCUGCGCGGCGAGAGCGACUGGAUGCUCCCCGCGGUGGCCAAGAAGCUGGAGAAGCCCGCCAAAAAGGCCAAGAAGAAGAGUUCCAAGCACAAGUCCAGGUCCAAGUCCAAGUCCUCCAAGAAGAGCAGGAAGCACCACAGCAGCAGCAGCAGCGACAGCGAUAGCUCCAGCUCAUCCUCCUCCAGUGAGGACGAAAAGGAGCGCAAGCGGCGCAAGAAGAAGUCUAAGAAGAGCCGCAAGGCAAGCGCCAGCGAGGACGAGUGGGUGGAGGCGCCACCACCUCCCGCGGCGGACAAAGUGUCCGAGAAGGAGGCCGUCCAGCGCGACACCUGGAUGACCAGCGAGGCUCUCCUGCUAAAGACAUUCUCUAGGGACCGCAAGGAACCGGCCAAGCCCAACGAAAAGGCACAACAAAUCGAUGCCUACGAUCCGGCCAAGAGCGGCCGUGAGCUUAAUCCCUACUGGAAGAGCAAUGGCACGGGUCUGCCCGGCUUUCAGAAGCCGCAGGACGACGAUGACCAGCAGUCCAAGCCGCGCUCCAUCAGCUCCGGGCAGGGAUCCUCGCGCGGCUGGCGAAAACCCGGUGCCAAGUCUCCCAGUCCGCCAAGAAGGAGCCGAUCUCGCACAAGGAGUGCCACCACCUCUGAGGAGGAGGCGCAGGAGAAGGAGGAGGAGCAACUCAAGCCCACUUCCUCGUGCCUCACAGACGAGCAGAUCAAUGAGCUGGCCGGCAAAGCCAUUAAGGCGGAACUCAAGGGGAAAAAGGAACUGGCAGCAGAACUCAAUCACCAGCUGGAGGCAGCACGCAAGGAGCGAGCCGAGUUCAUUGCCUCCGGCCAGUCGGCACCGAAGGCCAAUGCCAGGCCAGCCAAGUCCAAGGCCUCGUCAGAGCAUGUGCUGCUCACCAAGGUGGAUCAGAGCGGCAACGUGCGUCCCCUGGUGCAAUCCGGGUCCGGAUCCGGUGACCCCAGAGAACUGUACGGCGGAAGGAGGGCACAGAAACGCGGUAGCAAGAAGGUGGACACCCACGUGGACGGCCAGCGCGUUAGGUACUUUGCCGACGAUGACCGCUACGACAUUAAGCAAAUGUUUGAGCGAGAGAAGCAUGCCACGGCCGCCGAGGCCAACCUGCAGUAUGCCGACAUUGUGUCCAAGCACAAGAAUCCCAACGAUGACCUGGAGGACAUCUUCGCCGACAAGGUGCGCAAACAGAUCUCUGCCGGGGAUGCCGAGAAGCGGGAGCUGCAGAGUGCCAUACGGGAGCACGAGAAGUUGGCUGCGAGUCUGGAGAACUGUGAGCGCUGCUUUGAUUCCGCCAAAUUGGACAAGCAGCUGCUGGUGUCCCUGGGCGACAAGAUCUACCUCAGUCUGCCGUGGUACAUGGGUCUCCAGAGCGGGCACUGCAUCCUGACGACCCUACAGCAUGUCCCCUGCUGCACGCAGCUGGACGAAGACGCCUGGGAGGAGAUGAGCAACAUCCGCAAGGCCCUGACCCGCAUGUUCGCCUCCCGUCGCCAAGACGUGAUCUUUUACGAGAUCGCCAACAAGCUGCACCGGCGUCCGCAUCUCAGCGUGCACUGUAUACCUAUUCCCGCCAGCCAGGGCGAGAUGGCGCCGUUUUACUUUAAGAAGGCCAUCGAGGAGUCGGAGCAGGAGUGGUGCAUCAACAAGCAGCUGGUCUCGCUGCGCCAGAAGUCCCUGCGGGCCGCCAUUCCCAAGGGACUGCCCUAUGUGUGGGUGCACUUCGGCAUGGACUCGGGCUUUGCGCACGUCAUCGAGGAUGAGGACCGCUUUCCGGCCAACUUUGCCCAGGAAAUCCUUGGCGGCAUGCUGGAGCUGAAUCCGAAUGCCUGGCGCAAGCCACGGAAGGAGGCAAACCCCAUCGGAAAGGUCAAGUCCUUUGCCGAAAACUGGAAGAAGUUUGAUUGUACACAGAACUAAUACACUUGGUUGUAUAAAUAAAUUAUUAUGAGAUUUAAUGACCAAUGUCAA